This is a messenger RNA of Ornithodoros turicata, 1836 nucleotides long. RefSeq lists its product as uncharacterized. Gene Ontology annotation, molecular function: aspartic-type endopeptidase activity. The transcript has 2 exons. NCBI's taxonomy places the organism in Eukaryota, Metazoa, Arthropoda, Arachnida, Ixodida, Argasidae. The coding region runs from base 1 to 1836 and encodes 611 amino acids. The record is from RefSeq and is a predicted model, not a curated record. Gene Ontology annotation, biological process: proteolysis.
AUGAACUACAACGUAGCACCCGGUGCAGGGCAGCCGUCCGCCGCCCCUGCCACCUCUUCCGCUAUCGCCCCGCACCCCGAGGGUUCAACUGCUGCAUCGACCCCUUCGACAGUGCAGCAUCUCGCCGUGCGCCUCCCGUCCUUCUGGCCGCAAAACCCGCAAGUCUGGUUCUUGCAAGUGGAGUGCCAGUUCGCGCUGGCUGGCAUUACCAACCAAACUACGAAGUACCGCCACGUCGUGAGCGUCCUACCUCAGGAUGUCGCCGCCCAGCUGGUCGACCUGCUUGCCACUCCCCCCACGCAGAACCCUUAUGACACGCUGCGAACUGCUAUUCUCGACCGGACCACAGCCUCCGAACGGCAAAGAUUGCAACAGCUUUUGACAACCGAAGAGCUGGGCGACCGCCGGCCCAGCCAGCUUCUUCGCCACAUGCAGUCGCUCCUUGGAGACAGGGCUCCAUCUUUCGACCCUUCCCUUUUGAAGGAGCUAUUCCUCCAACGACUUCUUGCCAAUGUGCAGAUGAUACUAGCUACAGCUACCAGCCUGGCUCUUCCAGACUUGGCUGCUCAUGCGGACAAAAUCAUGGAGGUUUCUUCCCCACACAUCGCCGCCAUCCCCGCUGCAGUUGGCGUGCAGCCAGCCCAUACCCACUCCGUGCCGGUCCUUUCCGGCGGCGAUUCCCUUGCCAACUUGAGGGAAGAUUUCAAUCGCCUAUCGGCCAUGGUCGUAUCUGCCCUACAACAACCACGGGUACCAUCGCCGUUUCGGCGCAGAGGCCCGCCACUGCAUUCUGCCUUGUACCUGGGAGGGAAACUCUUCCGGAGGCCGCUAACGGCUGCGGCCGUCUCCGUCCCGUUCAGCAGCCGAUUAUACUUCGUCGUCGAUCAGACCUCUCGUACCCGCUUCCUGGUCGACACGGGGGCCGAGGUUAGCGUGCUUCCAGCCUCCGCGGCAGAUAAGCGACGCAAGCCCAUUUUUCACCUCACGGCUGUGAAUAACACGGGAAUCCCUGUCUUCCGACAGCAGUCCGCCACUCUCAAUUUAGGACUGCGCCGAAGUUUCGCUUGGUUAUUCCAAGUCGCCGCCGUCGACCACGCGAUAUUGGGCGCUGAUUUUCUUCAGCAUUUUCGCCUAACAGUGGACAUGGCACGGAAGCGACUGGUGGACACAUCAACAAGCUUGUCGGUGCGCGCCUUUGAUGCCCAGAAGACACCCAUCAGCACUGCCACGGUGAUCGGUGCCUUAUCCUCUCCCUUCGCUGCGCUGCUGAAGGAUUUUCCUUCAUUGACUCAAGCGCCGGAUUGGUCGAAGCCCGUGGCCCACGACGUAGUCCACCACAUCCACACCUCCGGCGCCCCCAUCUUCGCCCGCCCACGUCGUCUGGCGCCAGAAAAAUUGAAGAUCGCACGUGCCGAAUUCGACCAUAUGCUUGCAAUGGGUGUCGCUCGGCCGUCUUCAAGCAGUUGGUCUUCGGCACUGCAUAUGGUGCCUAAGAAAACCGGUGACUGGCGCCCUUGCGGCGAUUACCGUGCUUUGAAUUUAGUCACCAUUCCCGACCGCUACCCUCUGCCUCGCCUUCAGGACUUUACCGUGAACUUGCAAGGCGCCACCAUCUUUAGCAAGAUCGAUCUCAUGAAGGCGUACCAUCAAAUUCCGGUAGCCCCCGACGACGUCAAGAAAACCGCCAUCACCACCCCGUUUGGACUGUUUGAGUUCCCGCGCAUGCCUUUUGGCCUGCGCAAUGCGGCCAUACCAUGCUGCCAACCAUACCUGCCGCUGCGGUUGAACGCGCAGUAUCGUACGGAACUGAAUGCCCGCCGAGAAAUCUCGCUUUGA